AUGGUUCAGUGGUACACAUCUCCCGAGCUUCAGUCGCAUCACGAUGAUGCGUUCGGAUCUCGGAAGCCAGGGACACGGACCCUUCCCCCAGGCCACGACGAGGCGAGCUUCCAGCGUGUCCUGGAUGAGUUCCGAGCCAUCGUCGGCCAAGAGAACGUCAUAAUCGGUGAGGCGCUGGUCAACUUCCGCGACCCGUAUCCCUUGUUUGAGGAAGGAUUCGAGGCAUCCGCUGGAUUAUGCCCAGCCUCUGUCGAGGAGAUCCAGGCCAUCCUCAAGAUAGCCAACCAGCACCAGGUCCCCCUGUGGACUUGCUCGCAGGGCAAGAACUUCGGAUACGGUGGGCCUGCACCUCGGGUUGCUGGCUCUAUGGUGCUCUCUCUCCAGAGAAUGAACCGCAUCCUAGAAGUCAACGAGAAACUGGCCUACAUAGUGUUGGAGCCUGGAGUCACCUUCUUCGAUGUCUACAACUACCUUGUCGAGAACAAGCUUGAUCUUUGGGUCUCCGUCCCGGCUCUGGGCUGGGGAAGUGUCCUGGGCAAUGCAAGUCAACUCUCUUUCCCGACUCUGGACCGUGGCCAUGGCUACACAAUCUCGGGAGAUCGCCAGCACUUCAUCGGCAGCUUGGAGGUGGUGCUGGCUUCGGGGGACGUCCUCCGGACUGGCCAGUGGGCUGUGCCUAAUUCCCCCAGCGCGCAUGCCUGCCCCAACAGUUUCGGUCCCCAAGUCGAUGGCCUCUUCCUACAGAGCAACCUGGGUAUCGUCACAAAGAUGGCUGUGGCCCUCGACGCGGCCCCGGCAUCUUUUAUGGACGUCAGGGUCCACUGUCCCGAAGUCGAAGACAUUGCGCCCCUCAUUGAUGCGCUCCAACAGCUGGAUCGUGAAGGAAUCACACAGAGCCACGGCAUGAUCACUAAUAUCAACCACUUUGCCUCUCAUGAUGCGCCCAAGCAUGAGCAGCAGAGCGUGCCGGGGCCUCUGACCCCCGAGAGUAUCGCCUCCCUGAAGAAGAAGUACAACACGGGGUACUGGCGAUGCCAGGUGUCCCUGUAUGGGCCCACACAGCUGGUGGUCGCCCGUUGGAGCAGAAUGCAGGAAGUUGUCACCCAGAAACUGCCCAACGCCUGGGCCGAGCACACGCUCUACGAGGGCAAGGAUGGCAGGCCUGUAGACAACAACCAGAUCGGAACACUGGCUGCAGGUGUUCCUUCAAUGCUCGCCGUCAAGCUCGCGGACUACAACCUUCCUGCUGAUGGGACAGGAGCGGGCGGACACAUCGACACGACCCUUAUCCUUCCGUGUGAGGGCGACACUGUCUUGGCAUGGUUCCGGAAAGCAAGGGCCAUCAUGGAGGAGCAGGGGGUUGACCCAUUCAUCGGCUGUCACGUCUUCUCGAAGUAUAUUCUCUUUGUUCAGGAGUACGUCUUUGACAAGACCAGUACCAAGGCGCGUGAAGGUGGCCGCAAAGUGGUCAAGGCUUUGCUCACUGAGGCGAAGAAGAAUGGCUUUGCCAAUUAUCGAUCUCAUGUACAGCACAUGGACGCCGUCCAGAAUCUGUAUGGGUUUAAUGGCCACAUUUAUAGAAGAUUCGUCGAGACUCUUAAGGCUGCCGUGGAUCCAAAUGGUAUCCUAUCUCCCGGAAAGCAGGGCAUCUGGCCGCUUAAGAAUCUGGUUCAUCUACCUUUGCGCAGGACUUGA
Molecule: messenger RNA, 1695 nt
Organism: Fusarium vanettenii 77-13-4
Lineage: Eukaryota; Fungi; Ascomycota; Sordariomycetes; Hypocreales; Nectriaceae
Exons: 6
Coding region: 1-1695 (564 amino acids)
Biological process (GO): lactate catabolic process
Cellular component (GO): mitochondrion
Molecular function (GO): FAD binding; D-lactate dehydrogenase (NAD+) activity; D-lactate dehydrogenase (cytochrome) activity
Source: RefSeq, a predicted model, not a curated record